Piliocolobus tephrosceles (Ugandan red Colobus) is the source of this 982-nucleotide messenger RNA. It is a transcript of the gene BSX, whose product is annotated as brain specific homeobox. Bases 164 to 862 code for a protein of 232 amino acids. The record is from RefSeq and is a predicted model, not a curated record. Gene Ontology annotation, biological process: regulation of DNA-templated transcription. Lineage: Eukaryota; Metazoa; Chordata; Mammalia; Primates; Cercopithecidae. The transcript has 3 exons. Gene Ontology annotation, molecular function: DNA-binding transcription factor activity, RNA polymerase II-specific; DNA binding.
UCUUCUUGCCUCUCCAGCGCCCGGGGUAGCCCAGGCCCGGGAGAGAGCAGAGGAGAUUCGAGCCUCGGAGGGUAAGUUGCUGGCUUUUGAGCAGGCUUGAAGACUCUGCCUGCGUCCUCCACUUCGUCCCGGCUCUUGUCCUGUGGCAGGUGCUCCGCUCAAGAUGAAUCUCAACUUCACCUCUCCUCUACACCCGGCGUCUUCUCAGAGGCCCACAUCCUUCUUCAUCGAGGACAUCCUGCUGCACAAGCCCAAGCCGCUGAGGGAGGUGGCCCCAGACCAUUUCGCCAGCUCUCUGGCCUCUCGGGUGCCUCUGCUAGACUAUGGCUACCCCCUCAUGCCCACACCCACCCUCUUGGCUCCUCACGCCCAUCACCCUCUGCAUAAGGGAGACCACCACCAUCCUUAUUUCCUCACCACCUCGGGGAUGCCCGUCCCAGCGCUGUUCCAGCACCCCCAGCACGCGGAGCUGCCGGGGAAGCACUGCCGCCGCCGCAAAGCCCGCACUGUUUUCUCUGACUCGCAGCUCUCGGGCUUGGAGAAGAGGUUCGAGAUCCAGCGCUACCUGUCCACGCCAGAGCGAGUGGAACUGGCCACCGCCCUCAGCCUGUCCGAGACGCAGGUGAAAACAUGGUUCCAGAACCGGCGGAUGAAGCAUAAAAAGCAACUGCGGAAAAGCCAAGACGAACCCAAAGCACCAGACGGGCCAGAAAGCCCCGAGGGCAGCCCCCGCGGUUCAGAGGCCGCAGCCGCCGAGGCUCGGCUGAGCCUGCCCGCCGGCCCGUUCGUACUGACCGAGCCAGAGGACGAGGUGGACAUUGGAGACGAAGGGGAGCUGGGCUCAGGGCCGCACGUGCUCUGAGUCGCCAGGCUGGGGAGGGUGGUAGGCAGGGGAGGAGACUGCGGGGCCGAGCGCCGUUCCCUCCCGGACGGGAAGACUCAGACUCCAGUCUCGUGGCGGGCCUUGGAGAUUCGCUCCUGG